Messenger RNA from Salarias fasciatus (jewelled blenny), 1895 nucleotides. It is a transcript of the gene p2rx3a, whose product is annotated as purinergic receptor P2X, ligand-gated ion channel, 3a. NCBI's taxonomy places the organism in Eukaryota, Metazoa, Chordata, Actinopteri, Blenniiformes, Blenniidae. Gene Ontology annotation, cellular component: plasma membrane. Bases 190 to 1422 code for a protein of 410 amino acids. The record is from RefSeq and is a predicted model, not a curated record. The transcript has 12 exons. Gene Ontology annotation, molecular function: ATP binding; purinergic nucleotide receptor activity; extracellularly ATP-gated monoatomic cation channel activity. Gene Ontology annotation, biological process: calcium ion transmembrane transport; response to ATP.
CAGGCCUGGCGAGAGGAAAGACACGACCGGUCUGAACCCUGAAGACACGUUUCCCUCAUCAGAACCGGGGUGACGCUCAGAGAUCCUCACGCUUGCAGAAAAGCAACCUGUUGCGGUUGAAGAAGAGCUGCAGCUUCUCUCUCAGGAGGGUCCGGGCCUUCGCUCUCUGAGUCACGGUGACUGGCAGCCAUGGGCUCGAUGCUGUGGGGCUGCGUUACUGACUUCUUCACUUACGAGACCACCAAGUCUGUGGUGGUCAAGAGCUGGUCCGUUGGCAUCAUCAACCGGAUUGUACAGCUGCUCAUCAUCGCGUAUUUUGUGGGCUGGGUCUUCUUCUAUGAGAAAGCUUAUCAGGUGUCAGACACGGGCAUCGAAUCCUCCGUGAUGACCAAAGUCAAAGGCUUCGGUUACCACAACAACCGUGUGAUGGAUGUAGCCGAUUACGUGUUUCCCUCUCAGGGAACGAGUGUGUUCUGCAUCAUGACCAAGCUCAUCAUCACUGAGCACCAGUUCCAGGGACGAUGUCCGGAGAAUGGGCGAAAGUAUUCCUGUUUUACUGAUGAAGACUGCCACCAGCAUUAUGGCUCCAUCCUCACUAACGGUGUGAUUACAGGAGUUUGCAUCAAAGGCUCCAAUGGCACUAAAGGUCGCUGUGAAAUUGAAGGGUGGUGUCCAGCCGAGAACGAUCAAAUCCAUGUUGACCCAAUGCUGGAUGUGAAAAACUUCACCAUCUUUAUCAAAAACAGUAUUCGCUUCCCGCUCUUUGACGUCACCAGAGGGAACUUUCCUUCCACAAUGACAUCUAGCCAGAUCAGGAAUUGUACCUACCAUCCCGAGCUGAACCCCUUCUGCCCCAUCUUUCGUGUGGGAGACGUGCUCAACUACACCGGGCAAAGCAUUGAAGACCUGUCAGCAAAGGGUGGAGAAAUUGGAAUAAACAUUCAGUGGAAGUGUAACCUGGACCUCAGCAUUGAGAAGUGCGUACCCGAGUACGCCUUCACCAGACUCGACGCACCGUUUGCCAAGAACGCCGUCUCCAAAGGCUACAACUUCAGAUUUGCUAAAUAUUUCAUGACAGAGAAUGGGACUGAAUUCCGGACUCUUCACAAAGCGUUUGCGAUCCGCUUUGACGUCAUGGUCACUGGGACGGCGGGAAAGUUUAACACAAUCCCAACGCUGAUCAACCUGGUCGCUGCCUUCACCUCCAUUGGACUAGGGACAGUUCUAUGUGAUUAUAUCUUACUGAACUUCUUAAAAGGAGCAGAACAGUACAAAGCCAAAAAGUUUGAAGAGGUCUCAGACGCUCAGAUCACAGCGUCUGCCGCUCAGAGCCCAGGCAGCCAGCUGUCGCUGAAAGAGGGGAUCAAGAGUUCCUACGACUCUGGAGCCCUGUCCCUCGCCAACUCCGACCAGCCCCUGUGACCUCCGAACAUCGUCUCCACAAAACAGACAUCUCUCCCGUCUUUUGCUCCCCUACUUCUUUGCCUUGCAAGAGAUCAUUGUGUCUUUUCUGGUGGUCAGCACUGUGUGGUCGGUUUAAAGUGCGGUAAGUCCGUAGAGGUGGGUGAAGAAGGAUCACGCUGCCCUCAGAUGUUUAAAGCUGACAGGAAGAACAGCCACCUUGUUGAGAAACACUGAAAAGACUGGAGCGUUUUGGUUACUAAUACUCAAGCAGAAAAGCGAUUUAAACAACAGUUAAAUGAAUAUUCUCAGGCUGAUACAUUCAGGAGUAAAUAUGCUUUUUUAUCACAGCUAGUCCCACUCUAUAGGACGUUGUACAGCAUUUUACCUACAAUAAUCAGUAUUCUCCUGUUUAUCUGCUAAAGCUAAAUAUUAAAGCUAAAUAAAAAAAGGUGAAUAAAUCUUCUUUCACCUUGCUCUUUUUUUAUUUCCGG